This is a messenger RNA of Antechinus flavipes (yellow-footed antechinus), 854 nucleotides long. RefSeq names its product RNA polymerase II subunit G (gene POLR2G). The transcript has 8 exons. The coding region runs from base 105 to 623 and encodes 172 amino acids. Gene Ontology annotation, biological process: transcription initiation at RNA polymerase II promoter; positive regulation of translational initiation; positive regulation of nuclear-transcribed mRNA poly(A) tail shortening. NCBI's taxonomy places the organism in Eukaryota, Metazoa, Chordata, Mammalia, Dasyuromorphia, Dasyuridae. Gene Ontology annotation, molecular function: single-stranded DNA binding; translation initiation factor binding; single-stranded RNA binding. The record is from RefSeq and is a predicted model, not a curated record. Gene Ontology annotation, cellular component: P-body; RNA polymerase II, core complex.
GGAGGCGGGUCUCGUUACACCGGAAGCUCGGGUGCUUCCGGUCGGUCCCACGGAUUCUGGGCUGUGGAGUUAAUUCAAACUCCCGCCCUCCGGUCCCAGAGACGAUGUUUUACCACAUCUCCCUGGAGCACGAGAUCCUGUUACACCCGCGGUACUUCGGUCCGAACCUGCUCAACACGGUCAAGCAGAAACUGUUCACCGAGGUGGAGGGCACAUGCACGGGCAAAUACGGUUUUGUGAUCGCCGUCACAACCAUCGACAACAUCGGGGCCGGGGUGAUCCAGCCUGGGCGAGGGUUUGUGCUGUAUCCUGUCAAAUACAAAGCUAUUGUCUUCCGCCCCUUCAAGGGGGAGGUUGUGGAUGCUGUGGUCACCCAGGUCAACAAGGUGGGGCUCUUCACCGAGAUUGGACCCAUGUCUUGCUUCAUCUCUCGGCAUUCCAUCCCCUCCGAGAUGGAAUUUGAUCCCAACUCUAACCCUCCGUGCUACAAAACAGUGGAUGAGGACAUCGUGAUUCAGCAGGACGACGAAAUCCGCCUGAAGAUUGUGGGAACCCGGGUGGAUAAGAACGACAUUUUCGCGAUCGGCUCCCUGAUGGACGACUACCUGGGUCUCGUGAGCUGAACGGACACGUGCUCUUCCUUGUUUAUUUGUGGUCUUCGGCAAGACGUGAAGGCUGGCUCUCGGCGCCCCCGGCUGGGCCCUGCCGCUCUCUGGAGGCCUCGGGGAACAAGGUUCCUUUCUCUGGUAGUCCCCCGGCCUUUCCUGACUUAGAUAAGGGCUCUUGGUUCUUAGAGCAGCCCAGCGCCCGUCACCCUGGGUGGUAACGGGCACUUAAUAAACGUUGUCAGAUUC